Molecule: messenger RNA, 7800 nt
Organism: Wyeomyia smithii (pitcher-plant mosquito)
Lineage: Eukaryota; Metazoa; Arthropoda; Insecta; Diptera; Culicidae
Gene: Galphas
Product: guanine nucleotide-binding protein G(s) subunit alpha
Exons: 11
Coding region: 1078-2244 (388 amino acids)
Biological process (GO): adenylate cyclase-activating dopamine receptor signaling pathway; sensory perception of chemical stimulus
Cellular component (GO): heterotrimeric G-protein complex
Molecular function (GO): GTPase activity; G protein-coupled receptor binding; G-protein beta/gamma-subunit complex binding
Source: RefSeq, a predicted model, not a curated record
GAAGAUAUAUUAUACCUACAGACUGUUAUCUAGUACCCUACAAACUUUUUAUUCCAAAAUUUGCUUAUUGUUGUAGAGUUCUAUCAGUGUUACGAUGAACGGCAAUAAAAACCUAUAUUAUAAGGUUACAAGGAAUUACAAGAAGAGUUAAUAGUAGAAUGAGAGGUUGAUAGUAGUGAAUAUACAACAUAAGUGAACGAAAAUCUGUGUAAUUUGGAAAGGAAGAAAAUGCAUGUUGGUGAAAUUGUAAUCAAUCAACUGAAAAAUGUUCAGAUUGAGUAGUGUCAUUAAAAAAAAUAAUGGCUAAUAGAUACGAAAAAGUUAUAGCAAGAACGAGAUGAUGAGAAGGGGUAAUUUUUUGUCUGGAAAAUAGUGACUGAAAAUGCAAGGAGAAGUAUUGUAUGGCACAAAUAUGAAGUUAAGAUGGUACAUAAUCAGUCGGACUGGAUCGCAAUGGAUACUAGACAACUUGUUGGUCGAUAGUGAAGGCUUGUGUAAUGACGAAAAUAAUGGGAAGUCAUUAAUAACAGGAAGAAAACUAAAUUGAUAGCAGACGUUCGUGCCAGCAUUUGAGAGUAGUUCAAACGAAAGCGUUCAUUGUUAACUCAGUUGCACACAAGAGCCAAACGCGUUUAGUGUGCAAGCUCGCUGGUGUGUAUUCGAAAAGUUAUCUGUAGUGGACAACGGGGACUACACAGCACGUGCCACUCUCACCCUCGCCUUGCUCUUUACUGUACAUUGAACUAGCCCUUAGUUCAAACCUUAUGUACGCGCGUGUGUGGGAAUUGGUUACAUGUAGAAGAGUACAUACUACUAUUUUGUACUGAAUUCCGCAAUCGGCACUACACUAAAAAUAAUUAGCUAGUGCUGUGGGAAUUGGAACCGUUAUUUGGAAUCGAGCGCUUCAUAAUAACAACGUUGUGGUGGUGGCGGCAUCAGUCACGUUUGUAAAGACGGAUUCUGUAAAAUAAUUGCACCACAGCUAGACUGGCUCGGAACGGUGAAGCACGGGGGGCAGAGUCUCCCGAUACAUCACCGGAAGGCGGAGCCACCUGCUGGUGGGCCCCUUGGUCAGCGAUGGGUUGCUUUGGAUCGGCAGGAUCAAAACAGUCGGACUCGAACAGUUCUGAGGAUACAAAAAGUCAGAAACGACGGAGCGAUGCCAUCACAAGACAGCUACAGAAAGAUAAACAGGUUUACAGAGCCACUCAUAGGCUGCUAUUACUUGGCGCCGGUGAAUCCGGAAAAUCAACAAUCGUCAAACAAAUGAGAAUAUUGCACGUUAACGGAUUUUCUGACACAGAGAGAAAACAGAAAAUUGAGGAUAUCAAAAAGAAUAUAAGAGAUGCCAUAUUGACAAUUACCGGUGCAAUGAGCACAUUAACACCUCCUAUUCCAUUAGAGAAACCAGAAAAUCAAACCAGAGUAGACUACAUACAAGAUUAUGCAUCAGGUCCCGACUUCAACUAUCCACCAGAGUUUUACGAAAAUACCGAAGAAUUGUGGAAAGAUCGCGGCGUUCAGCAGACCUACGAGCGAUCGAAUGAAUAUCAACUAAUCGAUUGCGCUAAAUAUUUUCUGGAUCGUGUUAGUGAAAUCAAACAGCCUAAUUAUACUCCAACCGAGCAGGAUAUACUAAGAUGUCGUGUUUUGACGUCUGGUAUAUUCGAAACUAGGUUUCAAGUUGAUAAGGUUAACUUUCACAUGUUCGAUGUUGGAGGUCAGCGGGAUGAACGACGCAAAUGGAUACAAUGUUUUAAUGAUGUCACUGCAAUCAUAUUCGUGACGGCGUGCUCUAGUUAUAAUAUGGUCCUUCGUGAAGAUCCUACACAAAAUCGGCUGAGAGAGUCUCUGGAACUGUUCAAAAGUAUUUGGAAUAAUAGGUGGUUACGAACAAUAUCAGUAAUAUUGUUCUUGAACAAACAAGACUUGCUAGCAGAAAAAAUUAAGGCUGGUAAAAGCAAACUUUCUGAUUAUUUUAGUGAGUUCAAUCGAUACCAGACACCGGUAUCUGCAUUUAAAGCUGAUGCCGUCUGUGAAAUGGGAGAAGAACCGGAAGUGAUUAGAGCGAAAUAUUUUAUAAGAGAUGAAUUUUUGCGUAUAUCGACAGCCAGUGGUGAUGGCAAACACUAUUGCUAUCCGCACUUUACCUGUGCAGUAGAUACCGAAAACAUCAAAAGAGUUUUCAACGAUUGUAGAGACAUCAUUCAGAGAAUGCAUCUGCGACAGUACGAACUGUUAUAGAUAUACUUAACGAUUUUGAUGCAACCUGGUAGUUUCAUUUUAGUUGUGUCUAUCGUAAAAAUAUCAAACCUAGCCAAACUUUACUAAUUUUAUAUAAAAAGCAAACAAAUAAUGAUUAUCCAUUAAUCAGAACAAAAAAAAAAAAAGGGAACCUAUGCAAACUAAACAACACAAAACAAACAAAUAAAAAAACGGAAGGCAAGACGAAAGAAGCUAAUCAACCAACAGUGAUUUGAGUUUGAAUUAGCACAUUCAUGUAAUCGCAUCCAGACGCACCCUGACCGGAACGGGAGAGGUGAGGCAAGGAAAAGCUUCCGAUGGUGAGAACUUCACUAGAGUCAGCUAACCUAAGUUUGUAGUCAAACCCAAAAACAACUAACAAGCACACACGUAAGUAACAAUUGUAUCUUGAAUUGGAGAGAACAGCGAUUAUUUCUCGCAAACCGAUGAUUUUUAAAUCGAUCGAGAAGAAGAACGCAGCAAAAACUAAAACAACAACAUAACCUGUAGUCACCGUCGUUACUAUAAACUGCAAACAUGCAAAUAUGAUAACAAGCAUCAAACUAAAGAUUGAUAGAGAAAACAAAAUGGGUGUAGUUAAAUACUGAAAGUAAGAAUAGUGUGAAAGAGAUAGCAGAGAUUCACCGCCAUAUAAAGAAAUUAAAAAUAAGAAAAGGAACACACGCAAACAAAACCUAGCAAAUCGCUUUUAGACUUUUCAGUGAAUAACAAAAAGAAAACACACAUAUGUAUGUUGUAUAAGCAUAAAUAGUUAUUAAUGAAAGAGGAAGUCAUGUCGUUGUCAUGCUAGUGGCGAAAAAAAACUAAGUCUUAGUAGUCUGUAAACUGUUUUUAUUUUUUUGAUUAAUUUUAAUUUUUUGAUGGAACGGUAGUGCAUAAAAAGAACAAACUUAACAAUCAACACACAAAUGCAUGCAGAACACCCACAUACAAAGAUACAUGUAUACACAUUUAAACCACACUCAAGCUGUAAAAUAAAUUUUGAAAGCAAAUGGUAAGCCCAACAGGUUUAAUAUUUUCUAGGGCACAGUGUUUUUUUUUAAAUUCAGAAGAAUAAUUGCUUCUAAAUUCGUCCAAAAAUCAUUACGCAUUAUUGUUAUAGAUCUAUUUCCAGUAUUUUUUAAUUAUUGUAACAUGUAUACACAUAAUUAUUAUACAUACAUAAAGUUCAUGCGUUUUUUUAUCGUUUUAGCAGGCUACCGGCGUCGAUUUUCUCUUUUUUAAUGCUCUAUUGAACUCUCAGCAAUUAGCGUAAUUUUACCGUUUACUCUUACCUAUUAUUUGACCAUUACGGUGUCAUAUGUCGAAUUUGUUAAAGUUACAAUGGUUGAGUUAUUGGUUUUUAGUAAACACCUAAUUGUAUGCUGCUUACAAAAUGCGAACAACUUUGUCAUUGCAAUUGUAACACUGGUAACAUGACAUAAAUCAAACAAAAAUUAAUUGAACGUACAGAAGCUUCAUACAUAAUCUGAGACGAUAUAACUAAUUAAGCAUUGAAAGACAGAAAGUGUGAACCGGAGUCCGCAUUUUAGACAAUUUUACCUUGUUGCAAUCGAAAAAGGAAAUAUCAGAGAAAUAUUAUUUGUUUAUGUAUUUAAUAAUUUAUAAUGUAGAUGUUUUAUGUUUAUCCUGUGACAUAUAUAGCAAAAAUAAACGGUAAAAAGGCAAACAAAAAUAGUAGACAAAUAAUGAUAGGGUAAAUUACAAAUUUGCAGCUUAACGAAAAUGCAAUUGAAAACAAUCAGCAUAUGGACUGAUGUUGCACGAACUAAUGACAGCAAAUAUUUGGGCAGAAAACAACCCUGAAAAUUUAUGCAAAACCGAAAAACAAAACUGAAGAAUAAAUGGAUCUGAAUCUCGGAACCGGAUAGUUUCGAAAAUCUGGUGACAGAAUGCUAAAAUAAUUUCUAUGCCCUCAGCAGAUUACGCAUAUCGCAUUUGAUUUCCUAGUUUGUCGUUUUAUCUUUUUAGGAGGCGAGUGUCAAAGCAGUAUACUAUCACAAAAGAGUGAUGACGGAAAUUAUCAAGUUUGAUUUACAAUUGAUUAACAUGAAUGUUACUGCCCUACAACUGCAGGAUUUAAUUCACUGCACACACCUACACAAGUCUCAAAAAGAUAUAUUUGUCAGCGAUAACAAGUUCUUUAAUCUUCAAAAAGCCAAUUUGAAAAUAUUACGCAACAAACUAUAAAGAACGUAGCAUGAAAAGAUUUCAUUUAAAAAACAUAAAAUGGCAAACUGACAAAAAUGUUAUUUUUCUAUGUCUUGGACCAAAAAAAAAAAUUACAAGCCACAUACACCGUGUCAUCAACUAAUACUUUAGCAAAGAAUGUCACCUGUGUCACCAAUGUGUCAUAUACCUAUUUUUAUAAAACCUUUUAUUAGAAAGAUUUGUUGAAUAUGUCGUUUAUGGCUUGUAUUUUAAAUAAUUUUAACCUUCAUCAAUCAUUCGUUAUUGCAUUCAAAAAAUAAUCUUUCCAUCCAAUCCAUAGCCCCACGCAUACUACAGUUAAAAAACAAUUACGUACACAGAAAUGAUAUCCUAUAAAGAAUACAAACAUGCAGCCAAGUAGACCCGGAAGAAUCUGAAAAGUGUCGAAGGUAAGAGUGAAAAUACGACAGAGAGAUGUCUAGAUUAUACUGUUAUUUAUUUUAAUCCGUUUUCACAAAACGCUAAAUCUUGUUGAAUUCAUAAUCAAAAAAGAAAAAAAUAAUACGUUCUCUACCAUCCCCUCCCAGAGAAAACUAGAUUUUAUUGUUAUCUAUUUUAAAUAUUUAAGUCGAGAGCGAUUGUAAGCAUAAGGUUAAAAAACAAACAAACAAAAAUCUACACAAACACACAUGCAGAAACAAUAGGAAAAGAAUGCAUACAGAAAAGAAGGUAGAAAUAACUGUGUAUAACUCUUUUAUAUAGUUGUGUAGAGUAUAUAUGAGAAAAAAUAUGGACAGAUACAAUAUUAAGAAAAGAAAAUAGUCAUACCCGUAGAAAAAUGAUACAAAGUCGCACAAAUAGAGAAGAAAAUAAAGCAAGCAGAAAUGUAACCAAGUUUUAUUUUGUUUCGUUUUUCCCGUACGUUCCGUUCGCUUAUUUUGACAGUCCAUUUCGAUUACAGGCUUUAGUUUCACCAAAUGUAGAAAUACAUGUUAUGAAUCAUUUUAUUAUAUACCUAUACUCUAAAGGCACUAGAGCAGGAUAUGUCAGCUCGAAUGUAACACUCAGCUAGCUUGCCAUAAAUGCGCCACCUCAUUCAGAGCGAUGAAAUUCUUCAGCGGGUCCGUUGAACUGCAAAAGGACUCCUUGUUAAGUUAUUAAAAAAAAUCUUUCCUGAAAAGCGCUUAUAUUGGUCCUCGUCAGAUGCGAUUGAUGGUCAGAAAAGAUUUUAAUGUCUUUAAUCAACUUGAAUUAUUUUUCAAAGAAAGCAGUGCAACCCAUACAAGUUCUCGAGUUCCGAUCACCUUUAUCCUUGCUUCGGCCGUAUCCGACUUUCGUAGGAAAAGACCGAUUCGAACGAAUUGCGAGAAAUGGUAUUCCCACUUUCAAAUAAGCUAAACAGAGGGGCUAUUGAGCGUUCGAAUUGAUUGGAACAAAAACGAAAAUGUUAAUCUCCGAUACGGCCGUAAAUAAGAAUAAGGAUGAAUAACUUAUGUUUCGAUUAGCCUUUCGCUCGAUCUCGAUCAAAUAUUUGAUUUGAACCUGAAUUUUCUAAUGUCGAGUUUAUUUCUAUGGUGUAGCUACACAUUCAACUCAAUCAUCAGAUUCCUUGGGUAAUGAAGAUCACCACAUUUAAUCUAUGGCGAAAAAAAACAAAAUAUGAUAACGUCAAAGAUUGGAAGAAGUGAUUUAAAGUGGGGUUUAAGAAAUAGAUGUACGAUUCCGCAACUAGUUGGAUUUAAGCGUACUUGUUUCUCUCAUGUCUGAUAUUUUUUUCUAUACGAAUAAUUUUACCAACCAAAUAGUAUCCAAAUUGAAUCAUUUAGCAUAAAUCCCAAGUACAUAUGAAGCAAAGUGAAUACCGACUUAUAUAGGUGAACAAGUCUGCAAAUUUCACAUGGAUGUAUACAAUUCUUCAGCCCAAGUUUGUUUGCAAAGAGGUGCGUUAUUCAUUCUAGAAUCAAAUUUAACUUUUUCAAUUAUCUUAUAUUCAGUUUCUUAUAAAAACAGUUUGAUUUUAUUGUUCGAGAAUUUUUAGCAGUGAUAAGUAUCAUGGCCACUUUUUAUAAUUUUUAUGAUGUUAAUAAAUACAUUUCUCUUACUCAAACUCCGAAAUCUGUUCACGAAUGAAUUUUUCACAGCCACUAAAAAUGAUUUAAAUAUCAGAAGUCCCAUCUCACUGUAAAAAUACAGCGAAGAAGCAUUACGAUGUAGUAAAUUUUUGCGCAAAAGCAAUAAAUAAAAAUCCGAAAUUGGGCGUACAGUAAUUGAGCGCUUGUAUGCAUAAUAUGAUAAACUCGUGUGUAUUAGAGAGGAAAAAUGUGAUUAUCUUUCGUGCAAUAUGAAAUGUAUUAGAAUGUUUUCUACGGAUUGUAAGUGAAUAUUCGAAAUAUCAAAUGUUGUACUUCGUCAUCAGCAGCGUCCUGACUCUAUUCCCAAUAGACCAUACCAAAAAUUUGUACAGAAGACAGAAACUAUAUUUACACUGUUCCCUACUCUAUUUAUUACCCUAGACAAAAAAGAUCAUACAAAUUUUUAUUUUCAACUAGAAGUUCUGUUGCAAAUGGAUAUUUCACUGGUUGAAACUGAUAUCGGUAAGUAAGCAUGCUGCAUAAGUUCCACCUAAACUACUCAUGCGUGAAAACCUACAUAAAAUAAGAAAAAAAAAAACAAUUAUGAAUGUUUAGAGAACUGGACAACUGUUUAGAUUCGUAAUUUAUGAAAAAAUACACCCUGUCUGAUCAAGAAUGAAUUCCAAAAUAAGAAGUUUGCUACUUCAAAGUGAAUAAAGGGAAACAGAAAAAAUAACCAACGCUAAAUCAAACAUAUUCGUAAAUAGGUAUUGAAGUAAUUGAAUAAUAUUAACAAUAAACAAACUAUUAACAGAAAAAAAAGCAUACAGAACAAGAAUGACAAUUCGCAAAUAUAUGAAUGUUUGUACAUACAGAAAAUAAAACCUAUAGAUAAGACUCGUAGCAUUAAAAAUAAAAUUAUACCCUUAGAACUCAAAUGACUUAGAUGGAAUAACGCUGAGAAGACAAACUACCGUAGAAAACUGCCUCUCAAAAAUGUCGAUAAACUGCAUUUGACGAGAGAAUAUAAUCGAAAUGGAAAUCACGAUGAUCACCGAAAAUAGGUCAAACCAAGGCAACAUAACAACAAUGGUUAGGAAAAAAAAUCAAUUAAAGCCGAGGGCGAGAAAUCAUGAAAUAUUACUAACAAACCGACGCAGAAAAGAAAAAAAAACUCUAAACAACUAGUGUUUCAAAUUAUGAAAAAAAAAUGAAACUGUAUUUUUGGUUAUUAUAUAAUGAAAAAGAGCUAUUCAUUUUUAUUAAUUAUAUGUAAAAGAAAUCAUGAGAAAAUAAAAGCAGAAAAACUAAA